AUGGAAUCACGUAGCGGAGAUUCUGUGGCGGGGCUUACGGCCAGGUGGGCUGAUAUGGUGUUGGAGGAUGAAGAGGUUGGUUUGGAGUGCGACGAGGCAGCCCAGGUUGCGACAGAGGCGGUGGUCGUGUCUUGGAGUUUGGUUGGACGUUUCCUCACCAAUCACCUCGUCAAAGUCGAGUACAAGAGGCAGAUGGAUAUGCAGCGUGUUCUUGAGGACGGUCCCUGGUCCUUUGAAAAUAGCACGUUGGUCUGUAAGCAAGUUGGGGAGGGUGAGUUUCCGGGUGGGGUGGUGCUUGAUUCUGUUGAUCUGUGGGCCCAUGUGUAUGAUCUCCUGGUUUGUUACACUACUGAUGUGAUCUUGGAGCAAGUGGGUAACUUUAUUGGCUCUUUUGUUCGUUGUGAUGACAGGCAAUUGGGUGGAGCAUGGAAAACCUUCUAUCGUAUCCGUGUUUCCAUCCUUGUUGCCAAACCUCUUAAGAGACAGAUGAAGCUUAUUAGACGUGACAAAUCUUGGGGAUGGGUCAAUUUCAAGUACGAACAGUUACACACGUUUUGUUUCUUAUGUGGCUUAUUUGGACAUUCUGAUAAAUUUUGCCUAAAAGGCUCGUGA
Molecule: messenger RNA, 612 nt
Organism: Ipomoea nil (Japanese morning glory)
Lineage: Eukaryota; Viridiplantae; Streptophyta; Magnoliopsida; Solanales; Convolvulaceae
Exons: 2
Coding region: 1-612 (203 amino acids)
Source: RefSeq, a predicted model, not a curated record